AUGGUGUCUGCUCUCUGGAAUGCAUGUGCGGCCGAGGUCCAGGACCUAGAGAGUGUGCAACAGCAACUCAAGGAGCCGGGAGUCGACCUGGAGAUCAAGGACCACACCGGCACGACAGCACUCAUCCAGGCAGUCAGGAACGGCCACAAGGACAUUAUUAAGGCAUUGCUUGCUGCAGGCGCCGAUAUCAAUAACGCCUCUGACCAAGGAAAGCCAGAGACGUACACCACAGACCCAGAGAUAUUGGCUCUUUUGCAAGCAAAGCCAGCUGUGGCCCAGCCGACUUAUGAAGGGUACCCGCAAUCCGGUGACCCAAACAUCCCUUACGACCCCGCACUUAUGCAACACUAUUACUAUCCGCCCCCUCCGGGCCACGAAGGGCAUUACCCCCCGUACCCGUAUGCCAUGAUGCCUCCUCCCGAUGGCCAACCGCCCAUGCCGCCAUUCCCCCCACACGGCGACGCAAAUACACCUGGCGGAGUCCACAAUCUCCCGCCCGCAGACGUCGCUCGCACAAUCCCCUGCAGGUACUUCCCGGUCUGUCGCUAUGGAUCAUCGUGUAUAUUCCUUCACCCCCAACCUUCGUAUUUUUCGGGACCUCCUCCACCGGCCCCCUCUCACUACACGCCAAUGUAUCCUCCUCACCCAUACUACAUGAUGCGCCCAGGGGCUUACCCACACCCGCCUCCGCCCCCAGGCGCGGCCACAAUCGAUCCGUCUUCUAGCCCAGUCGCCGGAACGCAGUCGUUCCCACCGCCGGGCCCUAUUUCGUACCCUCCACCACCAAAUGGAGCACCUCCGUUCUCCCCUGGUACCAACGGGGCGCCGUUCCCUCCUCCUGUAAACGGAACUCCGUUCUCUAAUGGGGCUCCUUAUCCUCCUCCCACUAAUGGAGCCCCAUAUCCACCCCCUGCUGCGAAUGGGGCACCAUUCAGUCCCGCAAGCAGCGGUACUCCUUACACUCCGGCUACAAACGGCACUCCCUCUCCCUUCGGACCCCCGCCGUUCUCUCCUGGAAGCGCGACUCCUUACAGCGCCACCACACCAUACACCCCCGGUCCUCCGGUCUCAUAUCCCUAUCCUCGCCCAUACGCCGAGGCUCCUAAGGAAACUCCUGUAAACGGUGCUGUCAAUGGAACGGCCGAAGAAACUCAGACGACCCCAGCUGCCAAUGGUGUCAAUGGUACCGGAAACCACCUUAACGGUGGAUUCGCCCGUCGAAAUGGACGCGGAGGCAGACCGGGAGGUGCCGGAAUGGGUGGGGACGAUUGUCGUUUCCCCCACGUCAUGCCUGAACCGGGGGCUCAAGCCACAUUCCGCUACCCCUCCAGCAACGGGAGAUUCAAUGGCCACCGUUCUCGCCAGCCGACGAAUCACCAGGAUGGCCCGCCGCCUGCGCACAUUCCUCCCGGCACGAAGCUUCCCUUUGCACCUGGUGUGGAGUAUCAAAAUGCAGGCCAGCGUGUGCCUAACGCAGACGAUUUCCCUGUGCUAAAAGGAGGUUCGGGUUCAGACAAGCCCGCUCCAGUGGCUCCCACGAAUGGAAGCGGAAACGGCUUGACGGCUGCUCAAGUUUUGCAGGCCCCCGCACCCGCAAAGAAAGGCAAGGCAGAUUCGGAGGUUGUCGGAGACUUGGCGGAUGCAUUGAGCAAGGUCCAUGUCAAUGGUCUUCCUGCGCCAGCUUUUGAAGCUCCCUCGACGACCCCAGAGAUCACAGCGGUUGGCGCUUGA
Rhizoctonia solani is the source of this 1731-nucleotide messenger RNA. Its product is annotated as ankyrin repeats. The record is from RefSeq and is a predicted model, not a curated record. The transcript is spliced from 7 exons. The coding region runs from base 1 to 1731 and encodes 576 amino acids. Gene Ontology annotation, molecular function: metal ion binding; protein binding. NCBI's taxonomy places the organism in Eukaryota, Fungi, Basidiomycota, Agaricomycetes, Cantharellales, Ceratobasidiaceae.